UGAUACAUUAUAUUCCAGUGACAAUGAAAUGGACACAGGCCUAUUUCGCUUUGAGUCUGAUUACAGGCGGUGUGUACAGUGACACGACGGUGACGAUCUACCCUCAGUGGCUGGCACAGGGAGGUAGAGUUCGCUAUGAGAGUGACAGGUGGAACAAGCACAAUGGCCUGGAACAGGAGUCCCUUAUUGCAAACUGUCGGAGCAUUCGGACUGACAGUGGGCGCUGGAUGAACAGAGAUCUAAAUGAUCAUCUCUUCCAAGAUUGGCCAGAGGACGCACACCGUAGCGGCUACCCCGACCCCAACUACCUAAAGAACAUCAGCAAGCAACAGGAACUAUUCUCCAACUACCUUGCUGACAUUGACAGUGGCUAUAAGAACGAAAUGAUCAUGGUGAUGAAUGCUCUCCACUGGCCAGACUGGAUGAACCAAUCCGAACAUGAGGGCCAAUUCCCAAACAACAUCGAUGCUGCUGCAGAGUUUAUCGUGUUGAUGCUACAAGGAGUCUAUGACUACACACAAGGUCACAUACCGCCAUACUUCGAGGUCGUCAACGAACCAGAUGUUAAAGAGCAAAUAAUGAAUUUCACGACCACUGUAGCCUUAUUCCACAAAACAGUUGCCGAGAAACUCCAUUCUAGGUUUAACAUCAAAGUGACUGGCCCGACAAUGACGGGAUAUAACACAGUAGUAGACAGGAACGACUUUUCGUUCUGGACGAAACUGGUCGAUUUCAUGGACAUCACUUUAGACUAUUUAGACGUGUUUUCAUUCGUACAACUCACUUAUUGUUUCGGGGAACUCUCACCGAUUUACUGUUAUUAUCAACAGUCACAGGACGUCAAGCUAGUUUUUCAAGAAGACUGGAUCACACCAACCACGGGAGAAGCUACUUGCAUCACAAUUAAGGACAACUGGUAUCCAGUCAUCACCUUCAACGAACCCUUAGACAUCGGUUAA
Molecule: messenger RNA, 959 nt
Organism: Haliotis rufescens (red abalone)
Lineage: Eukaryota; Metazoa; Mollusca; Gastropoda; Lepetellida; Haliotidae
Exons: 4
Coding region: 24-959 (311 amino acids)
Source: RefSeq, a predicted model, not a curated record